AUGAGAAGAGCUUUCUUCCACAUAAAUGCAAGGUUAUUUAAAUCUGAUAACAAACAACUCCGUUCGACACUAAACUUCUUAACCAAAGGCUCUACUCUUUCAACAACACUAUCUGAGCUUUUAGAGCCAGGAAGUAACUCUGAAAAGUCUGCUCUCAAAAAAGUUAAAGACCCAGAAGCAACGAAGCAUGUUGAAACUAUUCUAGACGUUUUAAAUUCUACUUUACCGAAAUCUAAAUUACACACAUCAAAAGUACAAGGCCACUAUGAUUUCUUAUUUCAACAAUUGAAAGUUAUACUGAGGAAUACAAUUAAAGAAACUGGAUCAAUUCAGAGUUCUCCAAGUGCUCUUGAAAGUUUGACUUCAGAAGAAUUAUACAACAGGUUGAUACUUUUAAAACUCUCAAACAAAUUGACCAUCAGCGAAGUUUGCAAGAUUGUUCUAUCUAAAAACUUCAAGCAUUACGAUUCUCUGUGGUCAAAUAUUACACUUUUCGAUGAUAUGGAAAUGCUACAGGUAUCAUUGUUACUGUAUUAUAAAACACACAAAAUGGAAAUAUAUAAAGAGUUGAAAAAUAAGUGGAUAGAUAAUUACUCGACCUUUCAAGCCUCAAUUCGACGAAUAUUUUGGAGAUGUGCCCUCCAUGAUAACUUAGAUAUCAAUGAGAUUAUCGUAAAACUUCAAAAAUGGGACAACAAGGAACUUAUUAUCCUAUAUCAGUCCUUAUUUGAAAUUUCAAAUAGAUUACCCAUUUUAGACGACUUAUCGUACAACCAGGGGCUCUUCAUCAGGUCACUGAGAGCAUUGGCAGUCAAUACUAUUAAGUAUAAAAAAUGGAUGGUUAAAAUUGUGAAAUUGAGUUUAAAACUGAAAUUGUACACAGAGGAGAAAACUCAAAUAGACAAUCAGCUAAUCUCACGGUAUAAAUUUGCGUCAUCGCUAAAUUUAGUUCUUCAAGAAGUGUAUAACAUGUGCGAUGAUACAGUAUUACAAGAGGAGUUAAGAGACAUUUUUAAAAUGAUAGAUCAGCAAGAACAAAAAAUGAAAACACAAAUUUCAUUGAAAUUCGUCUAA
Molecule: messenger RNA, 1074 nt
Organism: Kazachstania africana CBS 2517
Lineage: Eukaryota; Fungi; Ascomycota; Saccharomycetes; Saccharomycetales; Saccharomycetaceae
Gene: SMT1
Product: Smt1p
Exons: 1
Coding region: 1-1074 (357 amino acids)
Source: RefSeq, a predicted model, not a curated record